AUGGCCAACAUCUCCAACCUUCAGGUGACAUUGACUCCCCCGAGUCUGCCUACCCCGCUGGAAUCCCCAGCAACCAUCCCCAUCCACGUCGCCGUCCAUAAUAAUGCGGACUAUCCGGUGACCGUCCUGACCUGGGGCACCCCGCUGGACCCUCGUGCUGAUAUUCUCGGCGUUUUCUCCGUGCGCGAUCACACCAACGACGACUCUGCCGUGCCGCUGACAACCAUCAAAAUCAACCGACGGUUGCCCGCCGAUCACAACGACUUGGUGGAAAUCCCCGCUAACGCCUCCAUCGACCGGGUUAUCACGCUAUCGCAUGUGCCCCUGGUGGAUGGGCACGAGUAUGCCAUCCAGGCGGAGGGGGUGUGGCAUGCUGUGUGGCAGGGCGGUGCCAGCGAUGUGAGCGGCGCCCAUCUAGAGCAUUUGGAAGGGUCGUCCCGAGGGGGGUAUGUUUCCAAUAAGGUGGAUGUCAAAGUCGAGUAG
Molecule: messenger RNA, 483 nt
Organism: Aspergillus campestris IBT 28561
Lineage: Eukaryota; Fungi; Ascomycota; Eurotiomycetes; Eurotiales; Aspergillaceae
Exons: 1
Coding region: 1-483 (160 amino acids)
Source: RefSeq, a predicted model, not a curated record